UUUUCAAAUUGUAAAACAAUUAAUCUAACUACAAGCCUAAAAGAUCUCGAAAAAGAGCAAUUGAUUUUUAAAAUCAUCUCAUAACUUUUACCUCUUUUUGCAUAUAUAAUAUAAAAAUUUCAAAGGAGUUCUGUAAAUAGCAUAUAAGAUUCACAUAUUAUAGAAAUCAAAGAUCGAAUGAAUCUCGACAAACCAAAUGUGUUUGAAAUCAUGAAUAAGCAUUAGAUGGAAGAUCGAUGUAUAUGAAUAUAUAUAUAUAUAUAUAUAUAUAUAUAUAGAGUUUAGUUACAUCUUUUGAAGAAAACCAUUGCCGUGCAGGAUAUACUGCAGACUUGAUUGAUGAUACCUCUCAACGAUCAGACAGCUCGUUUUCGAUAGCUCACAGUAAUGAAAAACGAUGGAAAAUAGUCCAAUGAUCUCAAGAUGAACGAUUAUAUAUUUCACACUUUCCUUUUGAAAAUUGUAACAUGUGAACGUCUUAUGAAUUUUGAAAAUUCUUACGAUAACACCAAGUAGCAUUUGUGGAUUCACAUAGAAUUUUAAGCCCCUAGACGACCUUCAUUUUCUGAUCGCGUUAAUAUUCCUAUUUGAUAAUCGUGGGAAAGAUCGCAGGUUCGACACCUUUCUCACGAAUACUCAUACCGAUGUAUGUCUGUAGCUUACUUAUUGUUAGAUAGAUUGGCUAUCGAUGACGGUAAUGUUUGGUUUUGGUCAAGGUUCGCCUAUCGGUUCAAUUUUAUCUGUUAUUUUCUACGGAUCACGUUUCAAGUACAUACAUCGUAUUUUCUUGCUUGAUCGGAUUUUCGAUCAAUAGUUGAGGAGGAAUAAUCGUUUUGUUAUCGCACAAUUGAAUGUUCUUCGUAGAAAACGAACGAAUAUUAAUCUUAUAGACAUUUUACAUAUAUACCUAUAUAUAAAUUCAAUAUUUUCUAUAAAUAGAAAAAUAAUUGUCCUUUCCCUUUGUAUCUUAAGAAGGGCAUUAUAUAAAUCAAAUCAUUGCAAAGUAUCAGAGACACUAUUUCCAGUUAAAUGGUAAAUAAUGUAAAAGAAAUAGAUCCUAUAAAAAAAUUUUUUGCUACAGUAGAAUAUAUCGUCAAAUGUAUCGUGUUUCCUUAAGUGUUCAUCAAUUGGCUUCGUGUUUUUUUUUCUUCUGAUCAUUCUCUACAUGAGAAACCAUCAACGGAAACAAAAAAAAUAUGUUAAGUUUCAGACGAAAGGUCCGGCUUUGUUGUUACGUAGGUAGAAAAUGCUAAACGAUAGUUAAGAGAAAGGGUAGAGGUAGAGGGUGUUUGAGACGUAUAAGUUGAGCUUGCAAACUUGUAAGCUCAAUCCCUCGCUGGCCUGAAUGUGUCUUAUAGUCUUAGUCAGUGCCUCGUGACUCGCAAUCCUAAACGGACGCAAGCUCACUCUCUCUCCCUCUCCCACUCUCUCUCUCUCUCUCUCUCUCUCUUUCUCUCUCUCUUUCUUUCACACACUCUCUCUCUCUCUCUCUCUCUCUCUCUCUCUCUCUCUCUCUCUCUCUCUCUCUCUCUCUCUCUCUGUCUUUUUUUCUAUUUAUUUGUGCCUCCAUUUAUUUUUCUUUUUUCAAUCAGCUAAUGAAAUCGAACUUUUAACUCUUACGUGUUUCGUAAUUAUACGUAUAUCGUAUUUUUAGAUAUAUUAUCAAAAUUACGUUAAUGAAAUCAGAGUAUCAUAUUUGUCGGUUAAAAAUAAUUUAGAGAAGAGCUGAAUGAGAGUUAAAAGAAAAAAAAAAAGAUUGAGAUAUAAUUGUUGGAAUUUAAAUAUAUUCCCUUAUAACGCAUCGUUCAAGUUUAUUGUGUUUAAUUGUAAAUCGAUGGGAGUUUUGAUCGCACGUGUGUUAUUCUUAAAGAAAAAAAAAAAUAACAGAGUUCGUCGUGUUAGUGGUGUCCUUGAAGAAUGAAUACCUAUAACAUAGUACAUCGUAGUUAUAUAUUAUAAAAGAACAACCAGGAGUAAUUAAAGGAUGGAAAAAAAGACGAAUGUGAUAAGAAACGCUAACGUGCAUUUAAUCAAGGAAGAAACUUUAUAAUAUGACUGCGAAAUGAAAAACUGUUUAAAAGCUGUGGUAAGAAAUAGAAUGGGGAAACGUGGAGAAAGGAGUCACGUGUUAAAUAAUUAGAUAGAGUUUAAAUCUCGACUUGAAAUCUUACUCAAGCUAUUUAGAAAUUUAUAACGAACGCGUGAGAGAUCUUUUGAAACCAUCCUCAAGUAGCCAUAGUCUAAGAGUUCGUGAACAUCCUCGACUAGGUCCUUACGUCCAAGGAUUGACGUAUCACGUAGCUAAUACAUUAGAAACGUUAAUGUCAUACGUCGAGGGAGGUACAAAAGCCAGAAAGACAGCCGCAACGUUACAAAAUUCCAGCAGUAGUCGUAGUCACGCAUUGCUCACAAUUUUUCUUAAUCCGGAGAUAUCAACGACGAUAGCUACGACAGGGCAACAAUCAACGAAUGAUGAAAAUACCGAUAGAAAAUACAACGAUGGCGCGUCCUCUUCUAAGCGCAACGACGUCACAUCUCGUAAUAACGGCAGUAAGCUGCAUUUGGUCGAUCUAGCCGGUAGCGAAAACGCUCAAAGGUGCGAUGGUCUACAUCGACUAAAAGAAGGUGCGAAUAUAAAUAAAAGUUUGGUAGCCUUGGGCAAUGUUAUUUCGGCUUUAACGGGAAAAGUCUCAGGUGCUAGUGGUUCCAGUAGAAGGUAUAUACCUUAUAGAGAUUCUUCGCUUACUUGGCUUCUGAAGGACGCACUCGGUGGAAAUGCUACCACCGUUAUGUUCGCAACCGUAUCACCAGCCAGUGAAAAUUACAACGAAACCGCGCAUACGUUACGAUUUGCUCAAAGGGCGCACAGCGUGGUCAAUAAACCCGUGGUCAAUGAAGAUCCCAUGGCAAAAACAAUCCGUGAAUUAAGGGCUGAGAUAACAAGAUUGAAAUCUUUGUUAUUAGAGAAGAACAUCGAGCCAGAUAAAAAAUCAGUACAAAAUGAAUCCGAGACGAAUGAUUCGGAAAAAAAGAAGGAUCAAUCGUCGAAAAAUAGCGUGCUGGGAAAUAAGAGACAGAUAGAACAUAUAAAAGAAGGUGUUAGUAGUGUUGGUGAUAGUAGUAAUAGUGGAGUUCUUUCUUUAAUCAGAAGAGUUAAUUCAACUGAGAAUUUAACAAAUCACGACAAUGCCUCCGUAAAAUCUAUUAGAAAAUUUGGUUCAUACGAAUGUCUCGAUUACAAAACGAGCACUAUCACUAGUUACAGUUAUAAUCGUGCUGAGGUUUCAGAAUUGAAGGAUGAAGAAAACAAUUUUAUCGGAGAGAUAAACGAAGCUGUAUUCGUCGACAUUCCAACUCUUGUUGCAGUACUUAUAAAGCCGGAUAAUAAUUUCCACGAGAACUCGACACAAAUCGAAGAGAUUUGUUCUGACGAAAUACACGAUUAUCCGAUCGAGUCGGAUUUUAUAGGAAGUAGUAACCUUCGCGAAAUCUGUGAAAGUCGUACAAGCAAAGCUGCGAACAAUGAUUAUGAAAAUGAAAAUAAUCAUUUCAAUCUAGAUUUGGAUAAUGAAAUAAACGAUACUCGUUCAAAUAUCAUUCAUUUGGGAAAAAAAGAAAAGUCUAAAUUUUGUAAACAAGAUUCCAUUAAUGUUGCAACACCAACAGAAACGUCUACGAACUUGUAUAUGUCGAGAAAAUUCGGUUCUGUCGAAAUAUUACAAAAAAAACGCGAUAAUCUAGCGACUCUAGAGAGAUCCAAUACGAAUUUGGAGAAACAAACGACGGUACCGGAGGAAGUCGACAUAGAGAAUAAACUCGUAGAUAAAGGAAAAGUCGAAAAUUCUAAAAGUGAUAGCUAUACAAGCCUAUGGAAAGAUACUAACAAAUUUGACAGUAGAGAUUAUCUUCAAAGGACUGGUAGUAAUGAGUUUGACAAAAAUCCAAAAGAUAAUUCAUCCGUGAUAGGUCUCAUAGGGAAAAUUAAAAAUACAGCGAGAAAGCCAAGUUUAGAAAGUUUAAAGAGGAAGACCAGUAAAGACAGUAGUUCGAGUAGUUCGAAAGAUGAACAGAUAUUGAUUUCGAGUUUGACGAAUGAUAAAAUCUUAAAGAGAAAGGAUUCAUUGGAUCAUAAUCCAUCUACAAGGGUUCACACUCCUGUACAAAAGACGAAGAGAGCGGAGAUUGUGGCUGCUGUUACGGAAAGAUUAUAUUCGAGCAGGAAACAAGUGGAAGAAAUGACAGGUGUGACAGGAUCUGCAUCAACGUCUCUUUCAGGUAUUCGUUCGCCUCCAGAGGGAACGGACGUUAGAUUAAUGACGUCCUCUUUGACGGCUAAAACAAAACUUCAAGAGAUAUCGAGAAAGAUGCUAGCCAAACGACGACGUGUCAAUGUUGAUACGCAAACGGAACAAAUCCAAACGAUUCGUAUGAAGGAUUCGGCAUCUUUAACGGACGAGACAAAAAUUGUUUGUCAAGAUGUAGGUGUAUUAACCGACGAACACAACGGUUAUCAAAUGAAUAUGGACAAUAGAUCGCCUGUUAUUAGAGUAAAAGAAAUUGCAACAUUGACGGACAAAUUAAAAUACAAAGUCAUGGAAUCUAAAGAUGCAGAGUGUUUAGUGAAUGAUCUCAAUUUUUACGAAUACGGUGUGAAUAUUUUAAAUAAUAAUUCCAAAAUAUUAUUGGAUGAUAUGAGAACUUAUACGAAUAAAAUGUCUAAUACAGAUACUUCAGAAUUAUGUUUAGCUAACGAUAAAAAAGUCAAUCGUUUUGAUAAAUCAACGAAUACUGUGACCGUUCCUGUUGCAGUCAAUUCUAUCAUUCAAACGCAACAGCCACCAGAGCAAUCAAUUGUACAAGAAAAAACAACGCAAUAUUUUGAAAAGAAUUACAAUGUAAUUGAAGAAUCCAUUCUUACAACGGCUGUACAAAAAUCAGAUAGAAACGUUAUUUCCAUGUGUUUACCCGAUACUAUUAGUAUAACUAUCGAAAGCUCAAAUCUUUUAGAAUCAAAAGUUGUUAUAAUUGAUGAUACUUUAAAUAAGACAAGUAUCUCGGAAAAAAGAGAUUUAUCUCGUUUAAAAGACAAUGAAUGUCAAACUGAAACUGAAAAGAAAAAUAUCAAAGAGGAAGAUAUGAGUAAUGAUUGUUAUGUGAAAGAAUUUGCAACAAAAUCAAGUGUCAGUCAAACGGAUAAUAAAUGUUUUAGAAUCGAAAAUAUAUUUGAGGAUCCUCGGCACAUCUCUAAAAUAUGUACUCAAUCGGAAGAAGAUACGUUGAAUACAUCUAAAAACACAACUACGAAAGCAUCGGUUACUUUUACCAAUUCUUUAGGUACCUCCUUCGUUCCAGAUACAAAAGAAUCUGCUACUGAUAUGAACAAGGGACAGGUUUAUGCACUUCAAAGUGGUCGAUCAUUUAACCGAGACAAAAGCUUUAGAGAAACGUUUAUUUCAAAAAAAUAUAAUAACCCAUUAGCUACAGACAUUUGGAAAAAUUGGAUGAUUUCAUUUCCUCCAACUUCGUGGCAACGCCCAAGAAAUGUAUUAUCAGUUAACGGGUUGACAUUUGCAUGGAAUAAUUCUUUAAACAACGACUGUACCGCGAUCGUUAGUACUAAAGAUUUGAAAGAACCUAAUCUAAAUUCCAAUGUCUUUCUUCCGAAUAAUAUGUACGAUAAUAAUGAAGUUACAGAUUUAAAAUCUCCAUCUUUGAUCGCCAGAAUAGAUUCUAAAAGAUUGCUAGAACACGAUUAUAAUUUUUCAGAUGACAGUCUUGAUUAUAACGAGGAAAAUGUUAUCUGUAAUUCGAAUAAUAUAAAUACAGAAACUCCUAAGGAGAAUGAAAUUUUUGAAAAUAUUUGCCCACCCGAUGUUGUCGCUCAUACUAAGAAAGAAAAUUCAACUACAUUAGGAAAUAGUUGCGACAAUAACGUCGAAGUCUCACUCGCGAAUCAUUUCGAAAAAGAUCAAAUAGAAUUUCCAAAGAAAAAAUCUGUCGAAUCAAUCGAUGAAUCUUUCAUUUCUGCUCACAAUUAUAAAUCAUUGAUUUUAGGUAAAGAUACAAUUAACAUCGAUAAUUCACAGGAAGCACGAAUUAAUUUCGAAGAAAAGUCAUCGAAUACCUUAAAAAAUUCUUGCAAGAAAAAAGUCACUUUUAUGGAUAGCAAAACUUCAACAGAACAUCAGAUUAAACCAAGGGAAACAAAUUCAUUGAAUCAAAGUAAAACUUUUUCCAAGCCUUUUAUUAAAAAGAAAAUUCACGAGCAUAAUGCUAAUGAUAAUGAUUCUCAGGUUGUUUAUAUGGAUGAUAGAGAAUUGUUGAUAAAUAAAGACAAAAUUUCGGAUGAUCAUCUGGAAAAUAUAAAUAAUAACGAAGGUGAUAACAUCAAAGAUAAAAUGCAAUCGAGUGCGCAAGAGAAAAAGACUACGGCUAAUUUUAUCAAGAUAUCGAGUAAUAAAAGCAUCAAGUCUUACGAAAAAAAUAGUUUUCGAAAUAGUUGGAGUGAUUCCGAUAGCAGUGAAGAUAUUAACAGAGACGAAGAUUGUAUUAUAAAAUUAAAGAGGAAAAUAUUACAAGAAUACGUUAACGAGGCAACAACGUUUAUGCGUAAUAUGAAUUCUUUCAAUGAAUAUAUAAAUAAUACUACAAAUAUUUGUGAGAAACAUCAGAAACAAGAGAAAAAACGAGGAAAUCAUCGACGAAAUUAUCCUCAGCGAAACGAAAACAAUACAGAAUUGAAAAGUCAUAAAGUUAUCGAUAAUAAUAUUGAAUUGUUAGAAGAAACUGACGUUAUAGUAGCCACAGAAUCUUUUAAAAAAUGUUUAGAAAGUAUCGAAAGAUUAGAAAAUUGUAUAGAAAAAACAAAUAAGCACAAUGAGUAUCUCCGUGAAAAAUAUGGCAUCGUCGUUGAAUCUGCUGGCGCUAAAUCUGGUUUAGCGAGCUCUAGUAUAGAUUCUAGUAUAAAUUCCAAGAUCUCUUCUAAUCCUGUUCGAAAAGAUACGAAUUUACAGGAAGAACCUAUUAUUUCGGAAACUUUAGAGAAUUUACUUCCUUCUAACAGGUGUUCUCUUAAAGAUUCUUCCAUGCCGAGAUUUACAGAAGAUCCAUACGAUCCAUUAAGGAUCUAUGAUGACUUUUACGAUACGAAUAAUGAAGAAGUGUUUAAUGUAAAAAGUAAAAUUGAAAAAAAACAUUCUAAUCGAUUAAUAAACGUUUAUCCAUCUUGCCAUUGUCGUACGAAAAGUAUUUUUUAUAGAAAAGAGAAACAAUUUCAGAAUAGUACUUGCAAAUUUUAUCAUUUUUAUGAUGAUAGAAAUAUGAACGAUUUUCUCGAUGAUUCAGUCGCAAAGGAGGAUGAAAAUAUAGAAUUGUCAAGUAGUAUUUUAAUGAAGCCUAUAAGGUAUUAUGAACAUUUAGGAAAAUCAUUCGAGGAUAAUGGCUUUCCAAGGUUAAUGACAAACACUUUUUUGAGAUGUACAAAAAAUGAAACACUGAAUUUUGCCAAUUCAAGAAUAUUCCAUCGAGCUACCGUUACUGAUUCUAAACCAUAUUCCUGGGAAAGAUGGCGAUAUCGUCCUGAAAGUCCAAGAGCAAAAUUUUUAGAAUUGUUACAUGAAAGACGACGCAUCGUUGAAAACAGCAGAGAUGUCACAUUUUAAAAUAUCAUCUC
Messenger RNA from Vespa crabro (European hornet), 7672 nucleotides. RefSeq names its product kinesin-like protein KIN-7O. The record is from RefSeq and is a predicted model, not a curated record. The coding region runs from base 2322 to 7661 and encodes 1779 amino acids. The transcript has 6 exons. Gene Ontology annotation, biological process: microtubule-based movement. Gene Ontology annotation, molecular function: microtubule binding; plus-end-directed microtubule motor activity; ATP binding. Lineage: Eukaryota; Metazoa; Arthropoda; Insecta; Hymenoptera; Vespidae.